Helobdella robusta is the source of this 252-nucleotide messenger RNA. RefSeq lists its product as hypothetical. The record is from RefSeq and is a predicted model, not a curated record. The transcript has a single exon. NCBI's taxonomy places the organism in Eukaryota, Metazoa, Annelida, Clitellata, Rhynchobdellida, Glossiphoniidae. The annotation marks the transcript as partial.
UAUAUAAGAUUUAUGCUCUAUAUAGGAUUUAUGCUCUAUAUAGGAUUUAUGCUCUAUAUAGGAUUUAUGCUCUAUAUAGGAUUUAUGCUCUAUAUAGGAUUUAUGCUCUAUAUAGGAUUUAUGCUCUAUAUAGGAUUUAUGCUCUAUAUAGGAUUUAUGCUCUAUAUAGGAUUUAUGCUCUAUAUAGGAUUUAUGCUCUAUAUAGGAUUUAUGCUCUAUAUAGGAUUUAUGCUCUAUAUAGGAUUUAUGCUC